AUGAAGCUCUUAAUUUAUGUGGCGCUCACCUUUGCGAGUGUCGCGAUUGCAAUCCCAGUGAGCAAUGGUAAGUCUAUAUCUUCCUUUGAAGAAGGGCAAAUGUUCAUAAAGGAAAUUAGCUAUCUCUGAUGCCGAUGAUUUGGUUCGCAAUUCGUGGUCUGCCAAACGAGAAAGCAGUGCUGAUGCCGAUGACUUGGUCCGCAACUCUUGGUAAGACACUACUGGUCCCCUACUUCUAGCUUUCAUCGACGAUGUUUUAAAUAGUCCCUGAUCCUUCUCAAGACUAUUACUCUGUCAUCUCCUGGGUUGUUCCUGUUUUCUUAAAACGUGAAAGCUAAUGAUCAUAUCACAGGUCUGCAAAACGUAGCGCUGAUGCCGCUGCUGGAUCCAGUAAUUUGGCUUACAAAAGCUUGCCAUAG
Hymenoscyphus albidus is the source of this 419-nucleotide messenger RNA. The record is from the annotation of a GenBank genome assembly. NCBI's taxonomy places the organism in Eukaryota, Fungi, Ascomycota, Leotiomycetes, Helotiales, Helotiaceae.